Molecule: messenger RNA, 4926 nt
Organism: Styela clava
Lineage: Eukaryota; Metazoa; Chordata; Ascidiacea; Stolidobranchia; Styelidae
Source: RefSeq, a predicted model, not a curated record
AAAAUCUAAAUUGAAGUCAUGUAGAAUUAUCAUUACUUCUGACGUCAUAUUCUAAUCAUUGAACCGUGCCUGAAUGGAAUCUGGACGUAAAACCGACAAGAAAUGGCUCCCGAUCAUGAUAUUCAUCGUGAUCGUCUGUCCGGAUUUAUCGUUCGCGGAAGCAGUAGAAGACACAAAUGUUCUGGGCGACUUCAUCUACAUUCCUGGAAUGAGAAUGUCUGAAUAUAACUUCUGGUUGCAAACAAAUGACGUGGAAGAGUGCGCCAAACAUUGCGUAGACGAGACGAGAAUCUAUUGCAAAAGUUUCAGUUUUCGUAAGAGCAAACCAGGAUGUGGAACGUACGAGAACGCACGGGAAGACGCGCCUUCUGGAAAGUACGGAACGCCGACUGCUCCCCUAACCGAAGCUGGCGUCUACCCGAAUUGGGGAUAUUAUGAACGAAAAACCUUGGAAUAUAAGAUUUUAGAACACAAGAUGCAUCGUAUACAAAAUCUUACAGAAAUUAGCGUUGAUGAAGCGACCGAGGUACUUUCUGAUUUUGGUAACUCGUUGAACUCUGAACCGGAAGACGAUGGGAGUGGAAAAGAAUUUCCGGUAUCACCUGGAGAGUUGGAUCUCAUGAGUCAAAUGAUGGAGCUUGUAGUGAAUCUGAAUCCGAUAGUCAAUGCAACCGCUAAAAUCAGUGAAAAUUUUGCCAAAGUACUUGUUAACGUCAGUGAUUCAAUGAUGAAACCGACGCACAAGCAAUCAUGGAAAUCCUUGCAAAGAGACCCAAAUGUCACCGGAAUCGCUGGUAUAGUGACGUCAUCUGAAGUGGUCACACGUGACGUCAGCGAGAGACUUUUAUUUUACGACAAUUCAACUUCAAUAGUAGCGGAAUCCGAAAACAUAGGAAUGUGGAUGGACAUUGUCGAAUUUCCUGUAAUCAAUCCAGCAAUUUCGAAGGCUUUGUUGAUGGCAUCUCUCAAAAAAACUGAAACAAAAACGGACAAAAAAGGAGACGAAGAAUCCGACAAGGGGACGUUUGGAAUCGACACAGAUACUAUGUAUAUCUUUCCGUCGAAAACAACCCAAAAGAAAAAUGUUGAAGGGCGAGUCGUAACUACUGUUUCGCCACAACAAAGAGAUGACGUACUCGCUGGUGAUAUCAUCAUGGUUCCAAGGAGUGCAUUACGGAACAGAUCAGUUGUGACGCAUGUCAGAUACAAAGGCUUAAGUGACGUCAUACCAUCACGUGAUGCUGACGUAAAAUAUCCCAGAAAAGGAACAACGCACCGUGUGAAUAGCGCUGUACUGACCACUAGUGUUCAUCCCAAACCGGCAAAGCACGUUUUCAAAGACGAUCCCGUAGUUAUUAUUUUUCACCCACGGCGGAGAAAAUGGGAGGAUCUGGCGGUUACAGAAAGCACGACAUCCCCGGAAAAUGCUGAUAAUUCUUCGGGCUCACCAAUUGAAGGAACGACCGCACCUAAUACGAUAGAAGAGUCUCUGCAUUGUGUAUAUUGGGAAGAAGGAGAUGGUUCGUCACCUGGUGGCUGGUCGAAAGAAGGAUGCGAGCUAGAAUUGACGAAUGAAACUCAUACCAUCUGUAAAUGCGUUCAUUUGACUAGCUUUGCGGUUCUUCUGAAGAUGGUUGAUACCAGUGUGGAAGACGAUUCCUAUCUUUUACAUAACUUAGCGUUGAGCUGGAUUUCAUACAUCGGAUGUGCUCUGUCUCUAGGAGGAGUCCUAGUCAUGUGUGGAGCUUUCAUCAUGUUGAAAUUUCACACAGAGAACAUGAAGAUUCAUUUUAAUCUUGGGGUUGCAGUAGGUGCAGCUGAUCUAGUGUUUAUGUUUGAAGAACUUGCACAAGGGCAACAAUACAGCUGUAUAUUAGUUACAGUGUUGCUGUAUUACUUCAAUAUGGCAGUUUUGUCUUGGAUGCUGAUUGAAGGCUUGUUUCUUUAUUCCCAAGUUGUUGUUGUAUUCGUCUCCGCUCGACGUUGGGUGAAGUAUUAUGUAUUUGCUGGUUGGGGAAUCCCCGCUAUUGUCAUGGGAAUUUCCAUGGGAAUUUUGAACGUACAGCUGGGAACAAAUAAAAUCUGCUGGUUAUCACCAUCUGACAAUUCUAUUUGGGCAUUUGCUGCGCCUGCAAUACUUGUGAUCUUUAUCAAUUUUGUUAUCCUGGUCUCUGUUGUUCGAGUCAUUGUGGGAAUCCAACCUGACCAAACUAAUAAUGUCAGAAUCAGCAAAGUCAAAAACGCGGUAAAAGGGAGUAUCUUUCUGUCUCCACUUCUUGGUACGACGUGGUUAUUUGGCCUCUUGUCUCUGAGCCAUGAUACUUUACUGUUCCAGUACCUUUUUGCGACGACGAACUCUCUCCAAGGAUUCUUUUUAUUUGUUUUCCACUGCUUAUGUAAUUCAGAGGUGAGAGCUGAUUUUGCUCGUCGUCACAAUUUAAAGUCAUCAUCUCACGGGGGGAAAUCCCCUCCCUGGUUUUCUGGUGUGUUCGGUCUGAACGUGGCUUCUGGACUACGAAAGUUCCGAGACAGCAUAAGUUUUGACUUCGCUAGUUCUUCUCAUCCCAGUUCAAACUCGGAACAUUCUACUGGAGGGGAAGCUGUAAAGGAAUCACCAAAGGACUCGAAACGAAAACUUUCAACAAUUCCUGACGCAGACGAAAUCAUUACUGAGUCAAAAAUUCCACGACUAAAACGAAAGUGGACAAGCAAAUCAUUGACUGCGCCGAAUACAAAUAAGAAGAUCAGCAGUAAAUUUACUAGAAGAGAGAAAACAAGUCUCGGGCACAAUGAAAAGCAGAAGACUACUUCGGCUAAGGUCGAUGCAAUUGGUUUGGAACAAUUCACGACUGAAACAUUCAAAUCAGAUCAGGUUGAAGACAAUAAUGGCACAGAUAAGAUAACGAGUGAUGAUUCUGAUACAAAUUCAAUAACUCCUGAUACAGAGGACAGCAAACAAGUCGGUUCGGUGUUCAAGAAAACUCAUCUCCUUCCUCCAAUCCUGGGAAUGCCAGUCAAAAACGACACGAUUCAUAUUACGAGAACAAAUAAGAUUUCACCAAGUCCAAUGACAAGGCAUCAGCAACUUGCAUUGGAUCCAAUGCUGCAACAUUUGAGUGACCAGAAAGAAAAUGAAAACGAAGCAAUGAACUCGGAAUAUGUUGAUCAGAUACCAAAAGAAUCAAACGCAAUGGACGACUCUUUACCUAAAUCUCCAACAUUGGCAUUCAGUGAAGAAAGUAAACAGACAAACGACAGUUGUCCGGAAUCAGUACAAGCAGGAGACAAUACGAAAUUUUCUCCUGGCCAUGUAAACGAGGUCGAUUUGAACAAAACGCAAGCGGAUCUCCAGAUCGAAGAUGUUUUAGAUGAAGAUGAGAAAGAAGCGUACAAGAUACCAAUGAGUUAUGAUUCUGGGUUGAAUAGUAUUGACAAUGAAUCUUUGCUGGAGGAAGAAUACUAUGCGGAUGAAUACAUUGAAAUGCCUUACGGCAGAUUCAAAGUAGGCAUACAUGGAUGUGAUGUUGUAAUAUAGUUGUUCUUGUAUUGUUAUGUUCGUUACAACUUUUGUUUUAUACCGCGAUCAAUGGCAAUUUCGUUUUUAAGAGGUGUAAAUUUGUGACCUUACUACGAGUCCACCUUAACAUAUAAAGUUUUUCAUCUGUCUACCUUAUGUAUGAUCAAAUUCGCUCUUUACUUUCUUAUAGUUUGAGUAUAACAAAUGUUAGUCCUUAUGUGCUUCGUCUUGCAAGAAAAGAUUAAAAUUGCUAUAAGCAUAUUACUAUUAUUACACUCAAGUUAUAUCAAAAGCAGUAACCAAAGGCCCAAUAAAUCUCAUUUCAGACUAAAUGGAAUUGUCGACUGUUUAGCAAUUUCCUAUGUUUUUUUUAAAACUUGCAUAUUUGAGAAAAAAUAAUUAUGGAAUUUUUCAAAGGUUUCGCUGUUGUUUUGCGUUUUUAUAUUUGUUACCUAUCUGAAGAUUUUAUUCCUAAUUUUCUGUCUUGUUUUUUUCUUUAUUGUUUGUACAUUAUCUGCAUGUAGAAACUCACAUUCCCACUUGUUUCUGAAGAAAUUUGCUCAAAAAGCAAGUUACGAAUACUCAUUCGAAUGUAUAGAAGAUUGAUUUCUAAACAAAGUUACAGGCGAACACCGAAUUGCCAAGACUAUAGGAAACUAUGGUGCAGAAUUCCGCGUUACUACAUACAGAUUGACGCAAUGCUUGAAGUAGUUCAUGCUAAUAUGAUCGAAAAAUAGCUUUGAGGUCAAUUCCACUUUACUGGAAUUCUUCGAAAAAAUAAGGGUUCACAAUUUGUUUGUCUUGUUGAUACACUGCCAGUAAAGGGAUAAAAGCUAAAAUCCAACCCUAUUUAACAACAAAAAACUUCUUUGGAAUGACAAGUUGGAAAAGGUCAGAAGAACACACAGGGUACCAAUUUUUCAAAUUCCACAAAUAAGAUUUGACUUUUGUUUAUCAUUUGUAGCCUGUCCUAUAUUGAUUGCAUUCUUCCUGGAGAAUUUGAAUCAUGAGUUUUAUCAUUUUUAUUUUUUUUUCUAUAUUUUUGUUGUUGUUCUAUUUUUCGGUAUACUUUACUACUGUGGAUAGUAGGUUUGUUGUGUAUUCAUUGUUGUCAAUACUGUUAGAAAAUAAUACUAACAAUUUGUAGUAGUUUAAUUAAUAAGUUUCGUUCCCUAGAAUGUUCCCAAAGUAACCCAUGGGAUUGAGAAUGAAAAAAUAGCUGGAGGUAAAUAUUUGGUGGUCCACAAGUAUACGCACCAAGAUGUCGCACAAACUGAAUUCUAAUCGGUACACACAUAUUAUGUCAGGUUGUGCGCCAUCUUGGUGCGCAUACUUCUGGAGUUCCAAAUAUUUAUUAUACUCCCAUUCAAGGCGAUUUUGCGGUCUAAAAUGGGAUUGCCUUCUUUAGU